This is a messenger RNA of Penicillium salamii, 1023 nucleotides long. Lineage: Eukaryota; Fungi; Ascomycota; Eurotiomycetes; Eurotiales; Aspergillaceae. The record is from the annotation of a GenBank genome assembly.
AUGCCUUCACAACCCCCACUACCGCCCCUCCUCGCUCCAUAUGUAUCAUCUCUACCAGAUGCAUCUUUGACCCUAGUCUCUUCUAUCCUCGGAGCAACUUCAAACUGGCUGGUUUUAAGAUUCUUACAUGCCGCGCUCAGCUCCCAAUCAGCUUCAACAUUCGGCGCAGACGAUCUGCAGAAUGGGAUCAAAAAGAAGGUCGUACUCGUGAGCUUUAUGCGGAGUUAUGAGUUUUGGAAGACAGAAGCAAAGAGACUGGGCCUUGAUCUUACACGUUUAGCAGAGAAGCAUCAAUUUGCUUUCAUAGACGGCCUGUCUGAAUUAUUUUAUCCACAAUCUCCCGCUCCUACCAGCUCACCUGGUAUGGGAAGCAGUCCGCGCACAACGCUGCCUAUGAGAGGUCCACCUGGUGCCGUGCCUGGCAGAGCACCACAGCCAACGGCGCCGGUGGGAACCAUGGGCAAUCCAGCCGCAAAGCAGGAGCCCGGCAUUGCAAAGAAACUUCAUUUCUCUGGCCGCGGGCUAGCCUCCCUUGAUGCAAUGGAAAAGGAUAUUGCCUCGGUGAUUGAACAGCAAAAGACUCAAAUGGAAGAGGGCGACGAGCUGGUCCUUAUCAUCGAUCAGCCUGACUUGCUGCUCGCGACAACAGGCCCCAGUAUGGGCAUUGGAGCUACGGAGAUGUCGGAGUGGAUCACAGGGCUACAGCAGCAUGCUCACGCUACAAUUGUGACAUUGGCUACGGAUACACCCUUGAUCCAUAAUGCAUCUGGUCUAGGAGGGCAAUUGGCUACGCCGAUAGAAACGGAGCAUGCGGCGUUUGCUAUUGGGUUGGCGCAUCGGGCUAGGUCGGUUAUGCAGCUCCGCACUCUGGAGACUGGGGCCGCGAAAGAUGUAAGUGGGGUACUGCGAAUCAGCCGAGGUGGUGGGCUGGGCACUGGUGAAGACAACUUGGAGGAGCGAGAGGCGUUGUACUUCAUUCAGCGCGAUGGUGGAGUCACGGUGUUUGGUCGCGGGGAGUCAUAA